UUUGCUUACCACGAUCCAGAGACUGGCCUCCCAAUAUGCCCUUCAACACUCAACUAACGCGUGCGCUCGGCAUUAGAGUACCCGUUGUCCAGGGUGGAAUGCAAUGGGUCGGGUACGCAGAGCUCGCGUCUGCGGUCAGUAACGCAGGUGGUCUCGGUAUCCUGACUGCCCUCACUCAACCCACCCCCGAAGACCUCCGCAAAGAGAUCCGUCGCUGCAGAGAGAUGACCAAGUAUCCCUUCGGUGUAAAUCUCACUCUCCUACCCGCUCUUGUACCUCCGGACUAUGCCGCAUACGCACAGGUCAUCAUCGACGAAGGCAUCAAGAUCGUAGAGACGGCAGGCAACAGCCCUGGGCCAGUCAUAAAGCAGCUAAAGGCUGCGGGAACCACAAUCCUGCACAAGUGUACCACGAUCAGGCACGCGCAGUCGGCUGUAAAGCUGGGCGUGGACUUCCUAUCAAUAGAUGGAUUUGAGUGCGCCGGACAUGUUGGCGAGACCGACAUCACCAACUUCAUCCUGUUGAGCCGAGCGCGCCAGUCUCUCGGUGGCAUACCCUUCAUUGCCUCGGGCGGAUUCGCAGAUGGGCAGGGCUUGGCUGCUGCUCUCGCACUAGGUGCUUGCGGUAUUAACAUGGGAACGAGAUUCAUGUGUACUGUCGAGGCACCCAUUCACCAGAACAUCAAGAAGGCCAUCGUCGACGCGCAAGAAACCGACACUGAGCUUGUACUACGAAGGUGGAAAAACACAUCGCGGCUAUUCUCCAACAAAGUAACCAAGGAAGCCGUGAAGAUUGAAAAAGAGAGCCCCACGGGCAAAUUCGAAGAAGUGGCUCCUUAUGUUAGCGGCAAGCGAGGCCGUCAGGUGUUUCUCAACGGCGACAAGGACUUUGGUGUGUGGACUGCGGGUCAGGUCAUUGGUCUGAUCCACGACAUUCCCUCUUGCGAAGAACUCCUCGUACGCAUUGAGCGCGACGCUGUGCAAACGAUGAAAGAGAACCAGAGUCUUUACAUUGGCGAAGGCAAUGAGCCAGUCACUUCGACUGGUACUGUCGGGAAGAACACCAACAACCCCGGUGCAGAGGUGUGGGGAGUGGGGAAAAGUAAACUCUAGAUCCACUCGAUGAGCUUUUGUAGUUAUAACCCACACCCUAUUGGUUGUUUGAUCCCAUGUAUUUGUUUGUUCAUCUCAUGCUCGUAUCGGGAUACAGCAUUUGUAUAGAAGAGUGAAACGUGACUAUCGCGAUUGGGUACAGGAUUAUCACCUUCAAAUAUAAAACUGUCCUCCAUACUGCUUCAACUGGUCUUCUACCUUCCAUCACUCUUGCCUCCGGUUCCGAUUGAUAUCUUCAAUUACGACUCUUCGACUCACUCGAAAGCAAACAGCACCGCCCUCACACCAUGGACUCCAAGACCUUUCUACACCAGACUGGGAUCGAGAUCGCCCUCCCUUCCCAUCAUACCCCCGAGUCCGGCUUCCUUAAACGACACACCUUCACCCUCAUCUGCUUUGUGCUACUCAUGGUUUCCAUGUUCACCAUCCUUAUUCAUCGAAUCGACGCACUUGGUGGAAACCUCGCCACAAUGUUCCC
Molecule: messenger RNA, 1590 nt
Organism: Periconia digitata
Lineage: Eukaryota; Fungi; Ascomycota; Dothideomycetes; Pleosporales; Periconiaceae
Source: the annotation of a GenBank genome assembly